This is a messenger RNA of Physcomitrium patens, 705 nucleotides long. RefSeq lists its product as uncharacterized. The record is from RefSeq and is a predicted model, not a curated record. NCBI's taxonomy places the organism in Eukaryota, Viridiplantae, Streptophyta, Bryopsida, Funariales, Funariaceae.
AGAGCGAUGAGGUGGCUUUGCAGGCGUACUUAAGGUAAGUCAAACAGGUUGUUUCAUGUUGCCGAUUGUCUUCACUGCCUGUUCGACUCUCUCUGUCUGUGCCUUCGAUCGAGUAUCCGCCACUGCACCGCACGAGGCUAUGGCAUCCGGUCGCAGUGCUCUCGCACUGCUCUGCGUCUGCAGUUCCCUCUGCUUCUUGUUCCUUGCCGGUGUCAACGCCGCUGACGUCGUGACUGAACAGACUCCGAAAACGGACCUUGCAGCAUCGUCGAAGGAAUAUUACUUUCGAGGUAACCCUACCAUGGUUGCCACGGAAACAACCACUGAGGUCUCAGAGAGCGAACCCUCAAUCAAGGACGUAGAAUCUAUUGAACGUCGUGAGUUGGAAUUUCAUAUAAUGAUGGAUUACACUCCAUCUGCGAACUGCAAAAAGAACUGCAUUCCUUAGAGGCUAUCUCAGCUGUAUCUGUUUCGUGACUCGUUGACUAGUGUUCAGAGUAAACCAGCCGUAGGUUCUCUCGCACCCCCACGUUGUGCGAAGUAGAACUUAGAGGGGAACUUUUCAGAUAGGGUAUUUCUUAGCGCAGAACCUUGAUGUGCAAGUCGCUUCAGGAUGUCAUGCUGUCAUAUCUGAAGAAAAGUGGCCAAUUGCAGCGUGAACCUCGUUUUGUACAUAAUAUCAUGACAUCUCAUUCGUUAAUGCUA